Molecule: messenger RNA, 3059 nt
Organism: Mercenaria mercenaria
Lineage: Eukaryota; Metazoa; Mollusca; Bivalvia; Venerida; Veneridae
Exons: 2
Coding region: 449-2461 (670 amino acids)
Biological process (GO): positive regulation of DNA-templated transcription
Cellular component (GO): chromatin; nucleoplasm
Molecular function (GO): ubiquitin-protein transferase activity; zinc ion binding
Source: RefSeq, a predicted model, not a curated record
AGCCAUUACGUUUAACGCUAGUGCGUUUAACAGUAAUAGUAAACUUUAUUAUACGUCAUGUGAUCAUCUUAUCGUUCAAUGCAAACAGGUUCAUAUGCUAUAUAUCGCAGUAAAACUAUAAACAAACUUUAACUAUGAAUGCAGCGUUUCGUUGUUUGCAAGUCGGAUGUAUUUUGAUUUACGAAUAAUCAGUGACUAAAUUAAGAUAACACGUGUUCAAUCGAUAAGUUAGAUUCCUUUACACCUUAGUGCAAAUAUUCUUAAAGCAAUUAUGAUUAAAGGAGGCAGAUGUUGUGUUGGAAAAUGUUAAAUCAUGAAAACAUACGUAUAAAGAAGGAUGCACGGGAACGUUAACGGUUAAACAUGUAAACAGAAUUUGGCUUAAGUUCUGUAAACACUCAGAUACGUCAGUUUUAGGUCUACAUUUAAAAGCGUAUGAUAGAACAACAUGUCCGUCAGCAAUUUACUUUCUUGUGAGCCUUGCAAAUAUCGAGGCUUAACCUCGUCAGCUGUGAAGUACUGUAAAUCCUGUCAAGAGCAAUUAUGUAAAGAAUGUGUAGAUUUUCAUAAAUCAUUCAAAGUAACGCGAGAUCAUUUAUUGGUAAAUACAGAAGAUCAACAAUCUCUCAAACUAUGCCUAGAUGUGGAAAACCUUCGAAUGUGUAAAGAACAUUUAAACAAGCAAUCCGAGUUCUACUGUUUGACUCAUGAUGCACUGCUGUGCAGUUUGUGUCUGCUUAAAUCUGAACAACACAGGAACUGUAUCAGUGAAAUUGUUGAAAUUGAAUGUGUUGGUAAAUCAUUAAUUGAUAGUAAAUUUACAGACAUGGCUAGAGGGGAAUUUCGUAAUAUGAUUGUAAGUGCUCGUCACAUUGUUAAUGAAAUGAAAGAAGCUAAGGACACAACAAGUAAGAGUGUCGAAGCAAUCAAAUCCGAAGCAGAUGCCCUUCGUCGUAAAGUUAUUGAAGUGCUUGAUCGUCAAAUCCAGAAAAUUGUCAAAAAAGCAAAAAAGGUUAAUGAGAAGAAUAAUGAUAAGUAUGCAAAAACAAUAGAAAAUAUGGAGAAAAUAAUUAAAGAAGCGGAGGACAAUGAAAAAAUAUCUGAAACCAUUUUAGUGUCAGGAACACCAGCAGAUGUCUUCAGGUGCUUGAUUUCUGCCCUACAACAAAUGAAGGAUUAUAAGAUUGAGAUAGAUCAACAUGGUACAAGUAACUACAAGCAAGAAAUUAUCAUGGAAAAAUCAGAUUUGAUAAAACAGUUAGAGACACAUGAAAAACCUUUGAUUGGUUUUCAUGUAAACUCGUCAAAGAUUAGAUCCUGUCCUGCAUUUCCAAAUGAAGGUAUUAACGAUGACUUAAAAACACAAUUUGCUGCAUUACUGAACGAAAACAGACACAAUGUCGUAACUGGAGAUGUAAAACAAAAAGGUAAAGUUAAUAUGGAGGGAGCUCCUUCAGACAUCCGCGAGCACACUUUCACGACAGAACGUGAGUUACAAACAAUGACCGAACAGUGUAAGCAGAAGACAGCAGAACUAGAUAAUAAAUCAUCCCCUAUGUCAGACAUACUAAGGAAUUCAAGUGACGAAGCUACAGAACGAAGGAAAAGCAACACCAAGGAGCUAACAAAAUGUCAACAGGAUAUUGUUGCUAACUGCGAACUGGAACUUAAACAUAGUUACAGUUUUAAUGUUUCAUCGCCAGACAGCAAGGUGCCAUGGUUCGGUGGAAUAGCGAUUCUCCCAAACGAACGAUUACUUUUAUCGGAUUUGAAUAAUUCUAGACUUAUUCUUUUAGACGAUGACAAUCAAGUGUUAUUGACAAAGAGCCUUAAAUAUGAACCUGGAAAUAUUUCUCUCAUAAAUACAAACUGUCUGGCUAUUUGUCUUAUGAAAACAAACCAAAUCCUUUUGAUUGACAUAAGCAAACAGGAGUUGAGGGAAAAGAAACAUUUGCAGACAAAGUACCAUCCGAAAUGUAUACAGCCGGCGGCUGGCAAGAUGUUAGUUUCGUCUCAGGAUGGAAAUGGUGAAUGGAAUUUGGAUCUUAUGACGAUUGAGGGGAAAAUUUGUAGAAAAAUAGAACACAGAAUGUUCGACGGCUAUAGAAUUGCAGUCCAAACAUUAUCGGGUGUAACGGAAGAUUUUCGUAUAGUACAGUAUUGUGAGAUUACAAAUAAUUUGCAGUGCUUUGGCUCUGAUGAUUCCUUUGUCUUCGAUUAUGGUGUUGAACGGGGAACGUCUGUAGUCACAGACUCAAACGGUUAUAUAUUUGUUAUACGUUAUACAGGCGAGGUUCAAGUAUUGAGUCCAAAUGGCCAAUAUUUGCUAAAACUCCACAGUAAAACUAUGUCCAAAUCAAAGUUUGCAGCGUUCAAUCAGACGAUGGAUAAAUUAUUCAUAACAACGUAUAAAGAGCCAAAAAUUCAUGUUUUGACUGUAAAACGAACGGUUAUUCUGUAGAUGGUGUUCUGACUGCCGCUAGGUUGAAACUGAGUGUCCGAGUGGUUAAGGUCGCUGACUUCAAAUCAAUUGUCCCUCACCGAUGUGGGUUCGAGCAUCACUCGGGGCGUUGAAUUCUUCAUGUGAGGAAGCCAUCAAGCUGGCCGGUGGUUCUACGCAGGUACCUGCUAUGGUUUGCAACGAAGUAUACAACAAGUAAUCACAAACGCAUACACGUUAGUUAGCUACAAAAUAAUGACACAAGUGUACAGACGUGAUAACCUCGGGCCGAUAAUAUCGGUGCCAAAUAAAGAACAAUGAAUUAAUAUCAUUUUAAGUUUUAAAUCCCAAUGUGCAUGUAGAAACAGUUGAAAGGGUUUUUAAAUGAAGUUUGAAAUUAUCUUAUUUAAAUCAGUAUACAUGUAGCAUUCUUGAAGAAAAAAGUAAACAAGAUGUGUAUUAUAUCUUUCCACAAAUACCGUGUUUCCAAAUAUAUAUGCGAUAAUAUAGAUAUUCAUAUAUUGCAUUAUUCGUAUUAAUUAAUUAAUAUAUAAUAUUUAAGGAGUGUGUUGAGCAGCUUUGAUUAACAAUAUAUGAUAUUCUAAACUGUUCCUAUGGA